GCUUGUUGGAUUCCCUCGUCCACAAUCUUCUCCUUCACAAAUCUCUGCCCCAUCUACCCGCGGGCAGCGGGCACCAGAUUUGUUCGAUGGGUCGGCAGCAUUGGAGUGAGGGCCUCCACACGCAACAUUCUUCAUUCUAUUUCCUUUCUUUUCCUUAUAUAUCAUUCAAAAUCCGAGCACUUUGAAUCCCCAUUUCCUUCCACCCGCACCCUUAACAAGGAACGGGUUCUCCUUCUUUCCUUCAUUCCUAUAUUUCCCAUCUUUUUCUUUCAAUUUUAGACACCUGUGUACAAGAGAAGAGAAGGGGUUACGUUUUUUUCAUUUCUUUUGGAAACUGCCCGCUCCCCAUUUUAAUACAAGAAGAAUCGUUCCAAAAUUUCUUCUUGGGGGUUUGUUUUUCCUUUAUUUGGGAAUGCGGGUAGAUUUUUCCAUCUGGGUUUAGCUUAUUUUUCAUUAUAUGUAUUGAAUUAUUGGCUCUUGUUUCGCCAUUUUCGUUGGGUAAUUAUUGUAAUCUUAAGGUGAAGGGAAAAAACAAAAAAAAAGAAAGGAGAAAACAGGGGAUUUUUUUAUGGGUUUCUUGGGUUGUUCUGGAGAGGAGACGGGAAGGGGUGGACAGAGUUCAAGGGUUGGUUUCAAAGCAUUAAUUAGGAGGAAACAGGUUGAUUCUGCCAAUUCUUCAUCACCUUCUUCAUCAGGACAUCAUCAAUUAGCCAAAGAGUUAUCGGUUCCUCACCUUAUUUCAAUAGGAGUUGGUGCUACUAUUGGAGCUGGAGUGUAUAUUCUUGUUGGAACUGUUGCCAGAGAACAUUCAGGACCAGCCCUUGCCAUCUCCUUCCUGAUUGCUGGAAUAGCUGCAGCGCUUUCUGCAUUUUGCUAUGCGGAGCUUGCAAGUCGUUGUCCAUCAGCUGGAAGUGCUUAUCACUACUCAUACAUAUGUGUUGGAGAAGGAGUUGCUUGGUUGAUUGGUUGGGCUUUGAUACUGGAAUAUACACUAGGUGGCUCAGCUGUUGCACGUGGAAUAUCCCCAAAUUUGGCCUUAUUGUUUGGUGGCAAUGAUCGUUUGCCUUCCUUCCUAGCCCGACAAACUCUGCCUGGACUUGAUAUUGUUGUUGAUCCAUGUGCAGCAAUCUUAGUUUUGAUUGUCACUGCUCUUUUAUGUUUAGGAAUCAAAGAGAGUAUUGCAGCACAAGCUGUUGUGACAGGAGCAAAUCUAUGUGCAAUGAUGUUUGUCAUUGUUGCUGGCUCUUAUAUUGGUUUCAAGACUGGAUGGGUUGGAUAUGAACUUCCUACAGGAUAUUUUCCCUACGGAGUAGAUGGGAUGCUUGCUGGCUCUGCUACUGUCUUCUUUGCUUAUAUUGGUUUUGAUGCUGUUGCAAGUACUGCUGAAGAGGUAAAAAAUCCUCAACGAGAUUUGCCACUGGGGAUCGGACUUUCAUUAUCUCUUUGCUGUGCACUAUAUAUGAUGGUCUCAAUUGUGAUUGUUGGUCUGGUGCCUUAUUAUGAGAUGGAUCCUGAUACCCCCAUCUCCUCUGCAUUUGCUGAGCAUGGGAUGCAAUGGGCAGCGUAUGUGGUGAGUACCGGAGCUGUUACUGCACUGUGCUCAACAUUGCUGGGCUCUUUGCUACCUCAGCCGCGAAUCUUGAUGGCAAUGUCGAGAGAUGGGUUACUGCCUCGUCUUUUUGCGGAUGUUAAUAAAAAAACUCAAGUUCCUGUCAAGAGCACCAUAGUCAGUGGUAUUGGUGCUGCAAGCUUGGCCUUUUUCAUGGAUGUUUCGGAUUUAGCAGGGAUGGUUAGUGUUGGUACUCUUUUUGCAUUUGCCACAGUGGCUGUAUCGGUUUUGAUUCUCAGAUAUAUUCCACCCAAUGAGGUGCCAUUGCCAUCAUCUCUUCAUGAGUCAUUUGAUCCACUGUCCCUACCAAUUCAUACAAGUGCUGAUGUUGUUGAUGGACAAGAUACCGAGAUCAAUUCUACAAAGGACAGUGUUAGUAGACCCUUACUUUCGAAAGUGGAUUCAUCAGUUGACAUCCCAAUAAUCGGCAGCUAUCUCACUCGACGUGGUUACACUCUGAAUGACAAGAAUCGACGAAAAUUUGCUGGAUGGGCCAUCUUGUUCACAUGCGUUGGGGCACUACUACUUACCUAUGCAGCUACGAAUCUGCGCCUUCCAAGCUAUGUGCGAUAUUCAGUUAGUGGAACCGGCGUUUUCCUUCUUUUAUCUGCUUUAGUUGUGCUGUCCUGCAUAGACCAAGAUGAUGCAAGGCACAGCUUUGGAUACACAGGAGGUUUCACUUGCCCAUUUGUUCCUCUGCUACCAAUUGUGUGUAUUCUCAUCAACACCUACUUGCUCAUCAAUCUUGGAGUUGGUACAUGGACUCGGGUGUCGGUAUGGCUAGUGAUUGGAGUGAUCGUUUACGUAGUCUAUGGACGAAAUCACAGCACUCUACGGGAUGCAAUCUAUGUGUCAACUGAACAUGCCGAGAAAAUAGCUGAACAUGCCGAGAAAAUAAACAAUUACUCGAGGGAAGUACUGGUUUGAUGAUUAGGUUUGUACAAAGAGUAGAAAGGCAAAAAGUUUGUUGAUGAAGCCAUCAAUGAGAUGAAGUCUCGUAUUAUGAGGGGGAUCUGAUUGAUGACAAACUUUGCCACAUCAAAGGUUUCAGAGAUUGUUUAUUAUUUUCUUACCAUAUUGUAUUAUCCAUGGAGACUGAUCUGUCUCCUUGUAUUAUAGGGUUGGUUAUAGAAUUUGCUCAGCUUAUUUUUCUUGUUGGGAGGUGGUUCAAGGCAAAUAAUGUAAAUAUCGAACACUUUUCAUUGUUCCUUAAUCCAUAGUCCAUAUACAUAUCACUAGCUUUUGUAUAUGUUCACGUUUA
Cucumis sativus (cucumber) is the source of this 2870-nucleotide messenger RNA. Its product is annotated as cationic amino acid transporter 2, vacuolar. Gene Ontology annotation, biological process: amino acid transport; transmembrane transport. The transcript is spliced from 14 exons. Bases 569 to 2536 code for a protein of 655 amino acids. Gene Ontology annotation, molecular function: amino acid transmembrane transporter activity. The record is from RefSeq and is a predicted model, not a curated record. NCBI's taxonomy places the organism in Eukaryota, Viridiplantae, Streptophyta, Magnoliopsida, Cucurbitales, Cucurbitaceae. Gene Ontology annotation, cellular component: membrane.